Molecule: messenger RNA, 651 nt
Organism: Medioppia subpectinata
Lineage: Eukaryota; Metazoa; Arthropoda; Arachnida; Sarcoptiformes; Oppiidae
Source: the annotation of a GenBank genome assembly
CUGACAACAAAAUUCUGCCUGGUGAAGUAUAAAUACCGAGGUGAGUUGUGCUGGAAAAUCACAAUUAUUUUUAAAGUAAAAUUACAAGUAAUUUUAUUGAAAAAUAACCAUGCUGAAAAUUGUGUGUUUGGCCCUGUUCGUCGUCGCUGUCUCAGCCGGCAUCCCCUACAAGGAUUGUGGACACUCUGAAGUGACGAGCCUUGAGGUGAGUGGCUGUCCGUCCGCGCCAUGCAUUCUGCAUAAAGGAAAGGAGACCACAUUUACCAUUAAGUACACCGCCAACCAGGACAGCGCUAAGGCUGAGUGGUCUCUGCACGCCAUUGUCGGUGGUGUGGAUAUGGACUUGUCUACACUGAUCCCCGGCUUUGACAAAGAUGGUUGUAAAGACACUCCCUGUCCCAUCAAAAAAGGUGAAUCCAAGACAUUCACAUACAAAGUGGUCAUUCCCGCCGCCGCUCCCGACGUCGAGGCCGACGUUAAGGCCAGACUUAUCGGUGAGAAGAGUGAUCUCUUCUGCGGAACCGUCCAUGGUUCCAUCAAGGCUUAAAUUAAUUACCAUGCUUAGUUUAUUGCUGUUUAAAUGUAACGCACAUAAUUUAUUUUUGUUAUAACAUCAAAUGAAAAUAAAAUAAAUACAAUUUUCAAAUACAA